AUGGUUCUUGCUGAUGCUGUGAAUAGCAAACUACCUUCGAAUCUUUCUCUUCUAAAGUCGGAAAAGUCUGAGGUUGUUGAUGGGAAUGUAGAGUGGAUGCACGAGGAGGAGAAAGGAGAGGUGGUUGAAGGAAAAGUUGAUUGGAAAGGAAGAAGAGCUCUGAAACACAAACAUGGAGGGAUGACAGUUUCUUUGCUCGUACUAGCCAUGACUGUUACCGAGAACAUGGCAACUAUCUCACUAGCAGUGAACUUGGUGACAUACUUCAAUGGGAUUAUGCAUUAUGAUAUAGCAGAUGCAGCUAACAUGGUCACUAACUUCUCCGGUGUUGCUUACAUACUCUCCAUUGUGGUGGCCAUUGUUGCGGAUACAUGGAUUGGCAGAUACAAAUGCGUUCUUAUCUCUGGCUUCUUUGAGUUUUUGGGACUGGUAUUGCUUACAGUACAGGCACACUAUGCUAGCCUGAAGCCACCCAUUUGUGACAUCUCUGAAAAAAAUGCACAUUGUGAAAAACUUGGUGGUAAGUAUGAAGCUUUUUUGUACAUUAGCCUCUACUUGUUGGCAUUCGGAAGUGCAGGAGUGAAAGCUUCCCUGCCAUCACAUGGUGCUGAUCAAUUUGAUGAAAGAGACCCCAAAGAAGCAAGGCAACUUUCCAGCUACUUCAACGGUUUAUUAUUAGCUGUUUGCAUUGGUGCUGCAUUCAGCUUAACCUUUAAUGUGUGGAUACAAGACAAUAAAGGAUUUGAUUGGGGCUUUGGGAUAUCAACCAUUGCUGUAGUUUUGGGCACCAUCAUCUUUGCUUUUGGGUUGCCAAUGUACCGAAUUCAUGUUACAAAAACAACAAGUGGUAUCAUUGAGAUCAUACAGGUCUACAUUGCUGCAAUUCGCAACAGAAACCUUCCCCUUCCUGAAGAUCCUAGAGAACUAUACGAGAUUGAACAGGACAAAGAAGCUGCAGUGGAAAUAGAGUAUCUACCUCAUAGAGAUAUAUUGAGAUUUUUGGACAGAGCAGCCAUCCAAAGAGAAUCUGAUGUGCAACCUGAGACACCAGAGGCUCCAAAUCCAUGGAAACUAUGUAGAGUUACCCAAGUAGAAAAUGCGAAGAUCAUUCUAAGCAUGGUCCCAAUACUCUGCUGCACAAUUAUAAUGACCCUUUGCCUAGCACAACUCCAAACCUUCUCAGUCGAACAAGGAUACACAAUGGACACAAGCAUCACCAAACACUUUCACAUCCCACCAGCAUCUCUAUCAAUCAUCCCAGUUGUCUUCCUAAUCAUUAUUGUCCCUUUCUAUGACCGAAUCUGUGUACCUCUUCUACGGAAAUUCACUGGUAUUCCCACUGGCAUUACCCACUUGCAACGCAUAGGAGUUGGCCUAAUACUCUCUUCCAUCUCUAUGGCAAUUGCAGCAAUCAUAGAGGUGAAAAGGAAAGGAGUUGCUAGAGACAACAACAUGAUUGAUGCUUUGCAAGUGGUUCAGCCAUUACCCUUAAGUAUAUUCUGGCUUUCUUUUCAGUACUUUGUAUUUGGCAUAGCUGACAUGUUUACCUAUGUUGGGCUUCUUGAGUUCUUCUAUUCAGAGGCACCAAGAGGGCUUAAAUCUACAUCAACAUGUUUCCUUUGGUGUUCUAUGGCCGUUGGCUAUUUUUUAAGUGCCAUAUUGGUACAAACCGUCAAUGGUGUCACCAAGAAUAUUACUGCAAGUGGAGGCUGGUUAGCAGGGAACAACAUUAACAGAAACCAUCUCAACCUGUUCUACUUGUUCCUUUCCAUACUGAGCUUGAUCAACUUCUUUGUUUACUUGCUUUUUUCAAACAGGUACAAGUACAGGCCUCAAGGCUCUAUAGUUACAGAUGGGAAUUCCGAAGAGUGA
Molecule: messenger RNA, 1872 nt
Organism: Gastrolobium bilobum
Lineage: Eukaryota; Viridiplantae; Streptophyta; Magnoliopsida; Fabales; Fabaceae
Product: protein NRT1/ PTR FAMILY 4.5-like
Exons: 6
Coding region: 1-1872 (623 amino acids)
Biological process (GO): transmembrane transport
Cellular component (GO): membrane
Molecular function (GO): transmembrane transporter activity
Source: RefSeq, a predicted model, not a curated record